Messenger RNA from Penicillium expansum, 1038 nucleotides. RefSeq lists its product as uncharacterized. The transcript is spliced from 3 exons. Lineage: Eukaryota; Fungi; Ascomycota; Eurotiomycetes; Eurotiales; Aspergillaceae. Bases 1 to 1038 code for a protein of 345 amino acids. The record is from RefSeq and is a predicted model, not a curated record.
AUGCGUUAUAUCUGGGGAUGGGCUUCGCGGAUUUAUCUUCUAAUUUUAGUAUCCACUGUGCUGGCAAAAGAUGACCCAGACUAUAAUCCAUCAUCAAAUUUCCGGCCUAACAAUGUCACUGGUCUGAAUCAGCUUUAUGCUUGGGUUGGAUCUUACUACAACGGGACCACAGAAAUCGAACUAAAUCCAACAAUCGGAUACACGCCAAACUUGACAGUAUGUCCGACUCACAAGAAGCGCACCACAAUCCUGAAAUGGAACUCCCUCCUGGCAAUUACACAGCGAGGCACAUACAACUCGGGGAUUGAUCCAGUCAAUUUAUGGCUUAUUAUGUUUCCGCCGAACCAAAACAUCUCCGCGAUGCCAUAUGAAUCGCAAUUGCUUAACGAGGGGACACCUCUUAUGUUCCCCGUCAUGUCUUCACUACUCACCUGGAAGCAGAAGAAACAGGAGAAUGCAACCGUUCCCGAUUAUUUCAACGUGACUGCAACGAGAAAUCCCAACUCUUCCUUUACUCUUUCAGGCGGAAUGUAUAACUCCCUACACCCAUUUGACGGGGACGCAUCCUGGCCUUUUACCCUCGAUAUGCCUGCAUGCAAUACCUCCCAGCAGUACGGAAACUGGAGUACGCAGGUUCUCCAGUCGAGAUGGUGGAAUACGAAAGACUGGAGCGAGUUCGUUUUACCCAAUGUCACGGUUGAUUUCGAUACCCGCACGGCAAAUUUGACUCUAGAUGGGGAUUUCCUUGCGUCUCCAUACAUCCGAUUGAAUAAUUCCGGAUAUCCGGCGACGGGUACGAUUUCUACUGAGGAUGCUCUCCAGGGUGCUAUUCAAAUUCGGUUUAGGGGUGUUGUGGACGCUUAUAAUUCGGAUAUCCUGAAUGUCAACUCGACGGCUCCGGCGUGGCUACGGACUGUUGGAUUUGGGAAUAAUUCGUUGAAUAUUGCGAAUUCGUCGAAUCGGGGGUCUGGUCUCCGAUCUACUCUGUGGAGUGCUCUUGUCGUUCCUUUCAUUGUAGUUGUGAUUGUUUAUGUAUAG